Messenger RNA from Alligator mississippiensis (American alligator), 13949 nucleotides. RefSeq names its product microtubule associated monooxygenase, calponin and LIM domain containing 3 (gene MICAL3). The record is from RefSeq and is a predicted model, not a curated record. Lineage: Eukaryota; Metazoa; Chordata; Crocodylia; Alligatoridae. Gene Ontology annotation, molecular function: FAD binding; protein binding. The coding region runs from base 862 to 7062 and encodes 2066 amino acids. The transcript has 35 exons.
UCUGAUUCCUUUUGCCUCAGGUAAGACGUUUAUCUUUGGCUAGAGGUUUCUUUGACCAGACAAGGAUUUCAGUUGCUGAAAUCAUGAUUUUUCUGCAGCAAAUAACAGUGUCAUGAAUGUAAGUUGUUUAAGGAGAUGUAUUUGUAUUUUUAUUAUUUGUAAAUAUGAAGGGUUUUCUUUCCCUCACUACUGAAGCAGCUGAAGGAGAUCUAGAGAUACAGGCACCUGUAACAGUUUCCUGGGGCAAAUCACUUCAAGUAUUAAUCCAAAUCUGACCAGCACAGUGUCACUAGGCAGCACAGCUGGAAGUUGGCAAUCCCUCUCUUUUUCUGGCCUCUUCUAUGUCUGUAGGCUGUUAAUAUGAGAUUAGUAGCAUUAGGAAGACUGAGCUGGAAAGUGAGGGCUUGUAUUUGAUUUGAAGGGAAAGGAAGUCUCAUAGGUCCAUGUGAAGACAGAUUGCAUCAGAAACCAGAGCAAACACAAAAUACAGCCUCUAGGAUAGCCAUGGAGUUCUGCAAUUUAGUCUAAAGCCAGUUAUAUUUCAAAUGGGGAAAUGUGACCCACAGGAACUAUAUAUCCUGGCAUAUGAUCCUGCAUCUUGAUCUGUUUUGGCUAUUUGGAUUAAGAUAGGGCUUUACAUCUGAAUCCUAAAUUUGUUAAGGGCAAGAUUUCUGAGUUAAAUACAAAGAUGGCAGCUUUCAAUCUGCUGUAUUCCAAAUGCCAGGCACCCUCUAGUUUUUGGUGAAUAAUGCUUGUGGCCCAUAGGUGAAAGUAGCUGGUCAGAACAACAUCAGGAAGACCAGCAGACUGGAAGAGCACAGCUGCCCUCACAUCAACAAGGGCAGCUAUUGAGUGGAAAGCAUGGAGGAAAGUGGGAAUGAAAAGGUGAAUCAGGCUCAUGUUCUCUUCGACAGAUUUGUCCAGGCCUCAACUUGUAAGGGAACUCUCAAAGCUUUCCAAGAACUCUGUGACUACCUAGAGCUAAAGCCCAAGGACUACCGUUCUUUCUAUCACAAACUCAAGUCCAAGCUCAACUACUGGAAAGCCAAAGCUCUUUGGGCCAAGUUGGACAAGAGGGGCAGCCAUAAAGACUACAAGAAAGGGAAAGCAUGCGCCAACACGAAGUGUCUCAUCAUUGGGGCUGGACCCUGUGGCCUUCGUACAGCCAUUGACUUAUCUUUACUAGGAGCUAAGGUAGUGGUCAUCGAAAAGAGGGAUGCCUUCUCUCGCAACAAUGUUCUUCACCUGUGGCCAUUCACCAUACAUGACUUGCGGGGCCUUGGUGCCAAAAAGUUCUAUGGCAAGUUCUGCGCAGGGUCUAUCGACCAUAUCAGUAUCCGUCAGCUCCAGCUCAUCCUCUUGAAGGUUGCCUUGAUUUUGGGAAUAGAGAUCCAUGUUAAUGUGGAAUUUCAGGGGCUUGUCUACCCCCCUGAGGACCAGGAAAAUGAGAGGAUAGGUUGGCGUGCACUGGUUCACCCAAAAACACAUCCAGUGUCGGAGUAUGAGUUUGAAGUAAUCAUUGGAGGGGAUGGCAGGAGGAACACCUUAGAAGGUUUUCGCCGAAAAGAGUUCCGUGGCAAGUUAGCAAUUGCUAUCACAGCAAACUUCAUCAACCGCAACACCACAGCUGAAGCCAAAGUGGAAGAGAUCAGUGGUGUGGCCUUCAUAUUCAACCAGAAGUUCUUUCAGGAUCUUCGAGAAGAUACAGGCAUUGAUUUGGAGAACAUUGUCUACUACAAAGAUGAUACUCACUACUUCGUCAUGACUGCCAAAAAGCAGAGUUUGCUGGACAAAGGGGUGAUACGACAUGACUAUGCAGACACAGAGCUGUUACUCUCACGGGAAAAUGUGGACCAGGAAGCUUUGCUUAAUUAUGCCAGGGAAGCUGCUGACUUUUCUACCAAUCAACAACUGCCAUCUUUGGAUUUUGCCAUCAAUCACUACGGACAGCCAGAUGUGGCGAUGUUUGACUUCACAUGUAUGUACGCAUCAGAGAAUGCAGCUCUGGUGCGAGAGCAGAAUGGCCACCAGCUGCUAGUGGCGUUGGUUGGGGACAGUCUGUUGGAGCCAUUCUGGCCAAUGGGAACUGGAAUAGCUAGAGGUUUUCUGGCUGCCAUGGACUCUGCUUGGAUGGUACGAAGUUGGUCUCUGGGAGCCAGCCCCCUGGAGGUUCUUGCAGAGAGAGAAAGCAUUUAUAGGCUGCUGCCUCAGACCACCCCUGAGAAUGUGACUAAAAACUUUAGCCAAUACAGCAUCGAUCCUGCCACCCGCUAUCCCAAUAUCAAUGUCAACUUCCUGCGGCCGCACCAGGUGCGGCACUUAUACAAUAAGGGAGAUUUGAAAGACAUUCACUUGGAGAUGGAGAAUUUUGUGAACUCCAGGACACCAAAGCUAUCCCGGAAUGAGUCAGUAGCUCGCUCUAGUAAAUUGCUAAAUUGGUGCCAGAGACAGACUGAUGGGUACUCCGGUGUGAAUGUAACAGAUCUCACAAUAUCAUGGAAGAGUGGGCUAGCAUUAUGUGCCAUUAUCCAUAGAUACCGUCCUGACUUGAUAGACUUUAAUUCUCUGGAUGAGCACAAUGUGGAGAAGAAUAACCAGCUGGCAUUCGACAUAGCUGAAAAGGAGUUUGGAAUUUCUCCUAUCAUGACUGGAAAGGAAAUGGCAUCUGUUGGGGAUCCAGAUAAACUGUCCAUGGUGAUGUACCUCACACAGUUCUAUGAAAUGUUCAAGGAUACCAUCCCUUCCAGUGAUAAUCUGGACCUGAAUGCAGAAGAGAAAGCAGCACUAAUUGCCAGCACAAAGUCUCCAAUCUCUUUUCUUAGCAAACUGGGCCAGAGUAUCUCUCGGAAACGCAUGCCAAAGGACAAAAAGGAGAAAGAACUGGAUGGUGCAGGAAAGAGGAGAAAGACCAGCCAGUCUGAAGAUGAGGAAGUCCCACGAAACUACCGAGAUGAGAGACCCACGCUUGUGAGUGCCCUGACAGAGAGAAGAAUUGAUGCCGCCAUUGGGAAUCAGAACAAAGUGAAGUCCAUGGCAACCCAACUGCUGGCCAAAUUUGAGGAGAAUGCACCUGUGCAGUCCACAGGCCUACGGAGACAGCCUGUCCUGCCUUACCAAGAACGUGUUCUCAACCAGCCAUCCUACAGACAACGAGAGCAGGGCCGCCUUGCUCCUGUGCCUCAGUGGAAACAGGGCUCAUUCAAAAAGGAGUUUCCCCAGAACCUGGGAGGCAGUGAUGUCUGUUAUUUCUGUCGUAAGCGGGUCUACGUGAUGGAAAGAUUGAGUGCCGAAGGCAAGUUCUUUCAUCGCAGCUGCUUCAAGUGUGAAUACUGUGCUACCACACUUCGCUUGUCUUCCUAUGCCUACGAUAUUGAAGAUGGUAAAUUCUACUGUAAACCUCACUACUGUUAUCGACUCUCUGGUUAUGCUCAAAGGAAGAGGCCAGCAGUGGGUCCUCUGUCAGGAAAGGACAGCAAAGGAUCCUCGCAGGACACCAUGGCAAGUGAUGGAGCUGGCCGGGCAAAUUCCACAGCCACUUCAGCAGAGAGAACCCCAGGUCCUAAUGUAAAUGGAUUGGAGGAGCCCAACCUUGCAAAACGAUUACGUGGCACACCUGAGCGGAUUGAGCUGGAGAAUUAUCGAUUGUCACUCCAGCAGGAAGAAGAACUGGAAGAGGUUCCUGAAGAGACUCUGGCAGAGCAUAACCUGAGCAGUGUGCUAGACAAGGGAACAGAAGAGGAUGUACCCAGCAGUAGUUCAGAAUCUGAAAUGGAGGAAGAAGAGGAGGGUGAAGAGGAGGAACCUGUUCAGCCACAGCUACCCACUUCAGACCUAGGAGGUGUACCUUGGAAGGAGGCUGUGCGAAUCCAUGCCCUACUAAAGGGAAAGAGUGAGGAAGAGCUUGAAGCUGAGGAAAACCAUGCAGCUGAAGACAGGGAGGAAGACGAGGAGGAGGAGGACGAGGAAGAAGAGUCUAGUGAAGCUGGGAACCUGAGGCUGCAGCAAAUUGUAAAUCCGGUUGAUCCUCUCGAAAUCCUGGCAGAUGUGCACUGGACACACAUCCGUGAGAGAGAGGAGGAGGAAAAAAUGGUUCCAACCUCAAAGUCCUCCACCUCCAGAGCCCCAUGUGAAGAGAAUGAUGUGGAGGAUGAAGUGUGCACAGAGCCUGCAGAUACAGAAGGAGAAGCAGGAGAAGAUGGAGAUACUGGUGCAGAACUGGAUGAUGAUGACAUCCCUUCUGAUGCAGAAGCUGAAUAUCAAGAAGAGCCAGAGCUGAAAGUCUCUGAUGAAGAGGAGGAAAAGGUGGUGGAGGAAGAGGGAGAGGUAGUUAGCCAUCGCUGUAUGACAAAAGAUCCAUGCAAAGUCUCCUUCCCCAUCCAGUCUCCCUGUGAGAAUGUUCUUCCUCUGUCUCCAGUUGAUAGUCCCAGACCAGAACAAACAGAGGAAAUUAAGAAUCCCCUCACUGGGCUGACAUGCAUGGACAAAUCUCCAGAGACACGCUUUUUUCCUGAGCCUUUUGUUCUUGAAGAAAAGACAAAAGAUGAAAUUUCUGAAGAUCAGAAGGUUCAAAGCUCUUCUGUGUCACACUCUCCAGUACUCUCUCAGCCAGUUGCAUCAUCAGAAGCCAUCACACCUACAGCACCAGUGAAAUCUCAGCCCCCAACACCCACACUGGCACCCACUACUCAACUGCCUAUUUGUUCCCAGCCUUUACCCUCUGCUGAAGCAUCUAUUCCAUCCCCAGUGGAACCUCCAGUGUGUUUUCAACCUGUUCCAGCCUUAACAUCCACUCCUCUGGUCAAGCUUGCUCUAAAAAGCCAUGAUAGUGAAAUGGAAAAAUUGGGGAGUCCUACUACUGCAGAAGAGGCCCUGAAGCGAAAUAACCUUGUAGAAGAGUUCUGGAUGAAGAGUGCUGAAAUCCGGAGGAGCCUGGGGCUUACUCCAGUGGACAGAAAUAAACGGUCAGACCCUAGCUUUAAUAUAUCAGCCCUUGAAUCACCGCCUCUGAAGUCUUAUCACGCUAAGAAUGCUUCAGAGCAGGAGGGUAUCCAUCUUGUGAAACCUGAACCUGUCCCAAGAAGGCUGAUUACACCCAAAUUAGAAAGUGAGCAGAUAUCUAUGCUGACUCCAAAAUCUCCAUCAGACAAAGAACUGAAGAAUUCCAAUGAAGUAAAAAGAGAUCUCUCCAGUAGCUCUGGACUUGGCCUUCAGGGCAGCUCAUCUAACAUGAAGACGUUGGCAAGCCAGAGCUUCAACACUUCUGAUUCCACCAUGCUUACUCCUCCAUCAAGCCCUCCCCCACCACCUCCUCAAAAUGAAGAACCAGCAACUUUGCGUAGAAAAAGGCACCAGGCAAAUUGGCAAAAUGAGGUAGAGUCUAAGCCAAUUCUAACAACAGCACCAGCAUCCCAUGCACCUCCACUUUAUGAGCACAACCAUUCUGCCAAAGAGUCAACUGAGGCCCCAAAGGGCGAGAUACGAAAGUCAUUUGCAGAGAGUGUGGAUGAGAUUCCAUUUGCUGAUGAUGUAGAGGACACUUAUGAUGACAGAACAGAGGAUACAAGUCUUCAUGAGAAAUUCUUUACACCCCCUACCAGUAGGCCAAGACCAGAGAAGCCUCUUCAUCUGCCAUUGGUCAAAGAGAAUGGUGGACCACCAUCGGGGGAAGGGACAGUGAACCAGAGGAAAAGGGUGCUGCCUCAAGUUUCUCUAGAAGCCAAGGAACUAGCUGAGGAAAGAAUGCGAGCCAGGGAGAAGUCUGUGAAGAGUCAGGCAUUGCGGGAUGCCAUGGCUAAACAGUUGUGUAAGAUGAAAGAUAUGGAAAUGGCUGCUGUUGCUGGAGCCUCCAAGACACGAAAAGCAUCUACUAUGCCCGUGACAACCAAAGAGCUGGUUUUUGAGUCCCCAAAGCAUUUGGCUAUGAAAGUAGCAGAGGGCCCCAUGCUAAAACAUGAUGUUGGUAAUGAAAGAUUCCCCUCAAUCUCUGCUGAUGUGGGUGUGCAUGAAGGGUCAGUCACCUCAUCAGAAGGCUCCAGUGGGAAAAGUAAGAAAAGAACUUCUCUCUUUUCCCCUCGUAAGAACAAAAAAGAGAAGAAAUCCAAGAAUGACAGCAAGCUGUCUGACAAGUCCAAUGGUGGGGCAGAGGAAGCUACCAAGCCCAAAUCAUUGUGGAAGUCUGUUUUCUCUGGAUACAAGAAAGAUAAGAAGAAAAAAACUGAUGACAAAUCCUGCCCUAGCACUCCUUCUAGUAGUGCCACAGUGGACUCUGGAAAGCACAAGGGCUUUCCACUAGUUACCGCAGCAGAUUUGCAGCUUCGUCGACACUUGAGUUUCUCAGAGGACUCUGACCUUUCCAGUGAUGACAUUCUAGAACGAUCUUCCCAGAAGUCCAAGCGAGAGUCGAUUUAUGUACCACACGCCUUGGCAUUCAAGAGAUCAUACUCGUCAAAGAGAACUUACACAGAGGAGGAACUGAAUGCCAAGCUCACCAGGCGAGUGCAGAAAGCCGCCCGGCGACAAGCCAAGCAGGAGGAGCUAAAGAGAUUACACAGAGCUCAGAUCAUCCAAAGACAGCUGGAGCAGGUAGAAGAGAAGCAGAGACAGCUGGAGGAGAGAGGGGUUGCAGUGGAAAAGGCCCUUAGGGGAGAAGCAGACUAUUGGGGAGAGUCUUAUUACAGUGACCUCAUCGACUUGCACCUGGGUGGCAUGGGGAAGAAGGACGAUCCAAAGCUGAUGCAAGAGUGGUUCAAGCUGGUGCAAGAAAAGAAUGCCUUGGUUCGCUAUGAAUCGGAGCUGAUGAUCUUUGCUCGGGAGCUGGAACUGGAAGACAGGCAGAGCCGAUUACAGCAGGAGCUCCGGGAAAGGAUGGCAGUGGAAGAUCACUUAAAGACAGAUGAGGAGCUGUCAGAGGAAAAGAGGAUCCUGAAUGAGAUGCUGGAAGUGGUGGAACAGAGAGACUCUCUAGUAGCCCUUCUUGAGGAGCAGCGGUUACGAGAAAAGGAGGAGGACAAGGACCUAGAAGCGGUCAUGCUCUCCAAAGGCUUUAGCUUGAACUGGUCCUGAGCUAACACCCACCUCUGCUGGUUUGUGUUGUCCAGUUGGCCUACACUGAGUCCACCAGAACUACCUGGCUCAGGAGAUCUUAAGGGGGAAAUCCAGAAGAUUCCUACAGCACACAAGGAUUCAGUAUCAAGCACCUAGAAGCCUUUUGAUAACUGGGAUUAACUCCAAAGGCCCCAGUUCCACAUGUCUGCACACCAAGUCGAAGGCUAAGACUGCACAGCCUCCUUGGGCCUGGUACAAAGGGGCCAUUGUGUUUUUACAAUAUGAGGGAGAGGAAUAAACUUUGGGGACAGAGGAAGAGGUUAUUAUCUUUUAGAGAAGUAACCCUUCACCAGACUGGAUUUGCUGCAGUAUGUUCCCCUCCCAUUUUCAAUACUAGGAUUUUUAAUAAAAGGGAGGGAGUGGCUACCCUCUUCCUGAAAACCACAGCAGCCUGUAGCAGCACUUGUGGAAGAGUUAACCAUCCAAAGGAGAGCGCCAGUGUUCCAGAACAGCACCUUCAUUGUUUUAGUCUUCCUCCCCACCAAAGAAACCUGAAUUUAAACAUUAUGCAUGGACACGAAGAAAUGUAGGUAGUCUGUUUGAUUGAAAUCUUCUGCUCCUUGUAGCUUUUGCAGAGACUUGCAUAUUGGAGGACUCUUUCCAUCAUACUCUUCAGAAUUCUGCCAUUGUUAUGCAGAGAAAAGAACAAAAAAGUGGGGAAGACUCCCAUAUCUCCCCACAUGUUGUUACACACUGGACAGGCAGUCACUGCUGGCCUUGUCUUCAUGGCCACAGUUGAAAGGCUAAUGGAUUUCUGAUUGGGUUUUUUUUGUUGUUGUUGCGACUGUUUUGACACUGGAAAAUACUGACUUUGUGAGAUGUGGCAAGUGUGUUGAGGGGAUUGUCAAACAGAAGUCUCUGACUUGCAAACCCCAAGAAGGAGCCAUCUUUGGGUGACUUGUUGAUGAGACUCUUCAGUGUUUGUUUUGAUUAUUUUUUUCCUCCUUGUUUUGUUUUUGCACAUUGGAAAUGAAACUUAAGACCUGCCUGGGCCCUUAGUCACUUUGACCCUUUUAUGUCAAUUAACUUAUUUUUUUAAUACUUGAAAGAAAAUUCAUUUUUAUACCUUUUAAAAAACAGACAAGUUUUGGGUGUGUGCCUGCUGCAUCCUACAACCUCCACUUUAAAUGACUGGACUGUUGUUAUCUGUGUCUAUUUAUUAGUGUUCUGAUUAAUAAUGUUAAUGUUACAUUUCUUGGAUCAUUGGGGGAGGGAAGGCGUUAACUGCAAAAGAGCAAGAAACUGCUGCAGAUUGGUCCCUGCUUCACAUAGAGGGCAGUAUUUGUGGACUUGCAUUUGUAUCCUGUCCUGCCCUCUACUUUGUGGUUGCCUUCUGGACAUCCACAGGACUGUGAGAACCUGGUAGUGUUCCUAGCAGAUUUUUCCUCUGCAUUUCAGGAUCCCUCUCUAAACUAACCAUCUUAUAAUUUAUUUAAAUAUUAAAAGUUUAUAACAAGAGUCAAAACUGUGACAUGAACAUUUCCCCCAUCUUUCCCUCCCACCUAGAGAGUGAGCCCUCUCACUGUCCGAUCCACCCAUAAGCAAAUUGCACAGUUACUGCAGUGUCUGCCAGAGGAGGCUUUUUUUGGCCUAGUUACUAGGGCUGCUGUGUUUGAGCUAGGAGGGCGUUCAUUGUAUUCCUACACACAGUAGCAAGCAGAUGUACACUCAGCAAUUCAGUCACAAUUCCGGGAAAGACCACUUACUGGAUUCCCAAAACUUAAAUUGAUCCCACAGGGCUUACCUUAAAUAGCGCUGUGCAUAGGGUGUGAUGUCUGAUGCCAGGCAUCACUCUAACUUUGAAUUACCCAGAAGAGUUUGGUUGGAGUUGCACCAUUGAUGUGCUUUAUUUAGCCUUUGUUUUAAUGGUAACUGAUAAAUAUAUUCAGCUUGCUCUUCACCUGUGCUUGAGUGAUAGUGUCACUCCCAAACAAAUCUACAUAGCACCACUGAGACUGCUAACCCUGUAAACUGGAUAUCAGACUGUUGAUGAAACUGAUACCUGAAGCCCUGGGGUCCUUCUUUAUAAUUUGUUGCUGCAUCAUGCUGCAAGUCCUUUACUUGCUUUUGAGGAGUCCUAGGUUUAUUUUUUUUCCUAUAUUUAUAAUGAUGGAGAAGUUAACAUGGCUGCUUGCUUCUGGCCAUCUACAUUCCCCAGAAGAGUUGUGUAUGCUCCUAUGGAAACACUAAACAGCCCCACACCUAAGUUUCUUGAUGUCAUAUGCCACCCUCAGGGACCUUCCCCAUGCACCAUAUUUGCAGCCAAAGAGACAGGGAUGGGAUGCUCUCUAGAAAGCAUCAGCAGUGCUAUUUAGCAAGCUUUGGAAACAUGCUUUCUUCCACAUCAACCCAGUGCUCCUUCCCCAGCUAGCAUGGCCUGAACAAACUGCAUCUACAGUGCUUCCUUCCCUUUCCUAGAAGUAAAGAAACAAACAUUAAACCCGAGUUCUCAUGGUGCAAGGCAGAGAGCUAAUUACUAUGUCACUUAAAGGUGUGCAUGUUAACAAGAGUUGUUUGACAUGCAUAAAAGCACCUUCAAGGUAUUAGCAUGCUAAUGGAACGUCUCCACAUAGAACAGGUCUCUCUACAAAUCAGUGCAGUGAAGAUGUACUAGCUGCAGGUGCAGAAACAGCAGUGGGAGGUUACACACUGUGUGCUUGGAGUUCCCCAUAAAAUAGAUUGGCUCUUAUGGAACAACAAUUCUAGACCAGAAAUAUGCUGCAACUGUAAACUUUUUUCAUUCAGAGGAUGCCUCUCCCCAGGUUAAAGGUGCAGCAUAUAUUUACAUAGACUAUAGCUGAUUUUGAACUGAAGAUCAUUAAAUGUGAACUGCAAAGCAAAAAUAAAAACAAAAGGAUGCCUCUCCCUCCUUGUGAGUAAACAUGGCCUCUUAUCAACAUGCUGUAAAGAUUUCUGCUUGUUUUUCACAGAGGAAAUAUUAGAUCCACACCUUUCCCUUCUAUGCUGGGAGACAUUGGCCAGCUCUUUGGAGGACUUGAAUAGUGCUACUAGUGUAGUGUUGCUGUAGCUGUGAUGAUCUAGGGAUAUGAGAGAAGCAAGAUUUGUCAGGUGAAAAAGUACCUGUUGUUGGACUUGUUUAGGUGAGAGAGAAAAGAGACUCAUUGGAUAGCGAUUAUCACACAAGGCAGUAAUGAGUGAUGGACUUCUGUGUCCCCAACUAGGAGAAGGAAGUGAAUCUUCUAAAACUGCAGCCCUAAGGGUUUCAUUGGGGUUCUGCAGCACAAAGGGUGCAAGUGAAGAGUAAAUAUUGCAUAUAAUGUGGUAAAGCACAUAAAGAAAAAGCUUAAUUAAAAACAAACACUGAGGCCUUUUAUAUCAUAAAAAGUAGGAAAGGCACAAUAUGUUUUUGCUGUUAAGUAAACCUUUCAGAAAACUAAUGGCAUAGCCACUAGUUUCUUUUUUAAAUUCAUGUUGUACAUUCAAUAUUUUAUAUUUUUUUUUAAAUGAAAAGUGACUCUUGUGACAUGAAACCAUCUGGACCUCUAUUUCCAAGCUGUUGAUAUUUGUGUCAGAAUCUGAGUAGCAUGUUCUAGCUCUUGGACCGGAGCCAGCAGCAUGUGGGUAGUAACACAUAGCACUGUCAGCAUGUAAUCAGUGACAUGCUUGUCUUGCAUGUAAAUGAAGCCAGAGGCCCUUAACCCGUGAGAAGUGAGCAGGUAUUAGUACUUAUGCAUGCCCUCAUAGAUAGUGCUGACUCUGUUGGACUGGUGCAGUACUCUGUGCAAUGGAGUGAAGGUUCAGUUAGAACCUGAGCUGUGUUUCUAUUCCUAAGCCAGCAGACAGAGGACAUGCAGGAAGCAGGGUGCUUGUUUCCUUGGGGAUGAAGAAGUAACUGGCCAACCUGGGUAUGACAUUGUCUGGAUGUGAAGGGAGGACCAUCUAGCCCAUGUUCAAUUUAAUGUGAAGAUCUAAGCCUUCCUAGGGAGUGAGGGGAGAUGAUUCUAGCUGCUAGUGAUCCUUGUCACUUGCCUGGUGUCUCCUACAUGUAGGGUUUACCUUUCUUGAUGGUAUCAGCUAUAUUUAUACUGCUUCUCCACUGAGAUCUUCCUUGAUGGCACAAAGUGUAGGACUGGUUUAGCUUCAUUGGUAGAAAGCACCAAAACUGGUGUGUUUCAGGGCUGGAAAGUUUUUUUCUAUUUUAAUUUGUGUUUAAAUUAAACUGUUUCAAAAGAUAAGAUUCCCAUUGCUAUUUUGAAGAGGCAGUGCUGAUCUUUUCAAUCUGACUUGAAUCCAUACUCUUGUCUAGAUGGUGUCUUCCUUUUUGGUAUUUAGUUGUGUUUUCAGUUGGAAGAUAAUGUUGCAUUAUUUUUAUUGAUUGACUCUUUGCACUGAGUAUAGAUAAUGCAUAUGUUAUUGAAGUUUUCCAAAAACAGUUCCUACCAUAGACAGUCUGGUUUUAGAGAGGUGACUCAGGUGUGCUCACUCUGCUUGGAGCACACUACCUGCUGUGCUGCCUGACUUCCUGCAGGCUGCUCCAGUGAUUGCAGGGGGGUUUAUUUCUGCUGAGUGAAAAUAGGCAUUAAAAAUACAGAUCUUGAUAGCAGCAUGCUUAGUUCCUAUGACUAGUCACAAGCACUUCUGCCCACCCAGUUCACAUUACUGUGCGAUAAUCCAGUAUUCACCCGACGGGAAUUUAAUCUACAGCAACACAGGAAACCUGUAAGCCUCCACUCCCCUCACUAGGCUAAGUCAUUCUAGUUUUAUAUGCAUGACAGAUGCUUUUGCCCCCUUAUUCUGUUGUCCAGGGUAGAAUAAAAGUAAGAAUUCCCCAUCUUUGAGUGCUGAUAUUUUAUAUAUCCUCCAUCUGCUCCAGUCUCUUUGCAUCAGAGUGUUUUCCCUGAUCACCUGCAAGAUUACGUUUUCAUGAACCCCACUCAAUAACCCCUCCAAGCCUUGCAUUCCAUUUCCCUUUGUAAAUAUCUGAAACCUGAGGCAGUAUAGCAAUGGGUUCCUUGCUUUGGGAAAUGUGGCGGCUCUGGCACAGCACUGCCAGCAUGAACUGGAGUUCAUGUGGUAACUUGCUGCCCUGGGAACUGUGUGCAGGGACAUUAUAUGACUGUGCCAGAUGGCUUGAUGGGAUGUCAUGAAUUCAGUGUUAAAGGGUGAGAAGGGAAGGUAAAAAAGAUAAGACAAAACCAGUACUUGAUGCAGUCUGUGGACAAACUAGAACCACUGGUUCUUGGAUGGAGAGAAGUCCAGUCUACUUGGAUUGUUUUCUUACCUGCUGCAGUUUUGCAGUUCUUGUUCUUAGGAUUUAGGGGAAACAGGAGAUGAUGGUUUUAUGUUCCUUAAUGCACAUUGUGGACUGAGCUGAAGGGGACACCACCUUCCAGCCUAUUGAGGCCUGGCAUGUGAAGUGGCAGUGAGUGAAGGUGGAAGAAGUUUUACAUUUCCCUGUUCAUGGUAUAGGACGGGGUUAGCCUGAAAUAAUGGGCAGGAUCAAACAGAAGUCAUACCAGCUUGCAUUUAUCCAAAUCAACUUAUGCCAACACAGAGAUAUGAUAGUGAAACAAGGUCAUCCUGUGGUGCAAACCCGAAUUUGGGCCUUAUGCAGUUUAGAUCUUUCUUGUGUUAGCACAACUUGGUGAGGCCCAAACCCAACCAAGGGCCUAUGUUUCCUUUCCCACCUAUCCUGAACCAGGGGAGAAUAGUGAAAAGGACAUGACUGUCUUGGCUCCAAGUUCCAUAUACAGUUUUGCCUCUAACUUAAAAACCACACUGUCCUCCUAGUGCCAGAGGGUAUCCUUUUCUUGUUGCAAACUCAAGUAGCAAACACAGAAUUUUAGAGCACACAGCAGCUUUUAGAGCAGUAACAUUAAUUUGCUCUUCUUCCUCUUCCCUGUCCCCCCAGCAUUUUAUGUAAAUAUUUGUGUGUGUUGUAAAGAUUGUAAUGGAUCCUUGGGUUACCCUUGUGGUCAAGGAAUCAAAUUCUUGGGCAAUGCCUGGACCUCCAUUAGAAUACGGUACUUGCAUAGAGCCAAGCACUUUUGUGUGCACUCCAAUGGUUUUUAAAUAUUUUUAUACAUCAUAACUGAAAUUAUCUUGGAGCAUUGGAAAAAUCUAGAUUGCAUGAUCUAGAACAGCUGUCGGUUCCAUUUUUUAUCAGUUGAUCCUAAAACAUUCAUCACCACUACUUUGUUUUUUUUUAAUUCUUUUCAAAUGAAUUUUCAGAUAAAUGUUUACAUCAGACACUGGUGUGAGGAAAGUGUUAUAUCACGUAAUGUUAAAAAAAAUGUGAAAAGCCACAGUGGCUGUGUCAAGCUGAAACUGUUACCAGCUGCAAUAAAGAAAACUCCAAAACAUACCAUGAACCAGCCUGUAUAUAGUUCACAGAGAAGGAGAUUAAAUCCUCCUUGAUUGAUGCAAGACAACACAAGAGACCAGACGUUUCUCAAAUGUUUGUGCUUUUGGGAAUGACAUUAUAGGUAAGGUAGCUUGGCAGACAAGCCUGUCAUGGUGUAGAUGUGAGGGGGAGAGGCAGAUGCCAUGUGUGAUGACAUUGCAGUAAUUUAAAUAAUAACUAUAUAUGUGUAUGAAGUCCAGUCCAAGUGAAGGGAUUUUGCUUUGGCACCUCCCUCUUGGGAUGAGCGCAAACUCUGAUAUUCAGACUCUUCCAGGCUUUUUUUUGUUGGUGUGUGUGGAAUGUUAAUAGAAAAGUGUGUACAGUGUGUACCCUACAUGUAUAAAACUUCUGGCCUGUUUUCUUCCAUUUGGUUGUGUUUUAUUGUUUGUUUUUAUGCACACUUGCUUUGUUGGUAUUGAGAUUUAAGCACCUCAGGUGGCCAACUGAACUAAAAAAAUAAAGUCAUUAAUUAUUUUUUUUC